ACUCUUGUGUAACUGCCCACGCAAACUGCUACAUGACACCCACCUUGAAGCUUAAGUGUGAAUAGACACUAUGGGAACAUUGCGAGGAAUUAUUACAGCCACACUAACUUCUUUCCAGCUCUGUCAAAAUUAAUAAUUGAUUUCAGACAUUAAUUUGGCGGUCUUGAAUUCGCUUGCUGCCAAUGACUGUUCGCCACGGAACCUGCAGUGGAUGGGUCAUAUGACUAGGGCAACUGCCUCAUCACAGCCGGUAAUUGUGGAAAAAGCCCCCAAAGCAAGGAUAGGAGAUCUGGACAAGAAGAAAUACCUCGUGCCCUCUGACCUCACGGUGGGCCAGUUCUACUUCCUCAUCCGAAAACGAAUCCACCUGCGGGCCGAGGACGCCCUGUUCUUCUUUGUAAACAACGUCAUUCCUCCCACCUCAGCCACCAUGGGCCUUCUAUACCAGGAGCACCAUGAAGAGGACUUUUUCCUCUACAUUGCCUACAGUGAUGAGAGUGUCUAUGGAGACAGCCAAACGGAAGUCUAAACCCCUCCCCCCUUCGUCACCCAAGUCUUCUCCCCCAAACCUCCCUUAACUCCAUUGAAAUGCUAUAUCCAGCUCAGCAGCCUAGUUCCCCGAGCAAAGACGUCAGAUGCACUUUCACUCCCCCUCCUUCCCUCAUCCAUCCAUUUUUACCUCUUUAAUACUCUUCGCACAGUCUGAAUUUUAUUUGCCUCCGGGUCGCCGAGAUGGGGAUUUCGGUUGAAUGGUCCCGUGGCCAGUUUUCAUAGUGCUUUAAUCAUGCUGAAAUGGAUAGAGGAGAGAUGCCAUUUUGAAAUUAGUGUUAGAAUUAGACCAUAUUACCAGUCAUUAUAAAGAUGCGUGGAAAAUAAAAUGUAAACUUUGGAUGUAGCGUUGAUAGGUUAAAUUCUGCUCCAUUUGGCAAUGAUAAAAUGUAAUGUUUUACUAAUGUAUUAGUGCUGGUAAGAUACUCUGACGACGUAGUGUAUUUGACGUCUGACUGGAGUAGAAUAGAAUUCCGACUGAACAAUCAUCUUCCGCUUGUCUCCGCUUUCAGUGGUUAAAAAAAAAUCUAUAUUUGGAUUGAUUACUAUUAUGAUUCUUUAUUGUACUUGUAAUUUUUAGAUGGCUUAAUUUCUGAGAAGUAUUGUAAAGCUCAGUGCAAUUUUACUUUAAAAGUUUUGUUCUACUUUAAAAAAGUUAGAACUCGGUAUAGCUGUUACUGGCACUCUCCACUCAUGAUAAAAUGUGAUGAAAAGCCAA
This is a messenger RNA of Salmo salar (Atlantic salmon), 1267 nucleotides long. It is a transcript of the gene gbrap, whose product is annotated as Gamma-aminobutyric acid receptor-associated protein. The record is from RefSeq and is a predicted model, not a curated record. NCBI's taxonomy places the organism in Eukaryota, Metazoa, Chordata, Actinopteri, Salmoniformes, Salmonidae.